UACAUACGGAUAUUCACUGUUAGAGAGUAAUUGAAAUCUUUCAAAUUCAAAUAUAACCACUGUGUAAAAAAACAGCUAUAAAAAGUUUACACGUGUAUUUGUGCGUUGUCGGGUUUGGCAUGAGCCAUACUUAAUCGCCGUUGAUUGACAGUGUGCCAAUUUGAAAUCGAAAGUGCUGUUCGCAACCAUUGCCACAUUGCGCUUUAGCUAUAUUUAACGGUUACAUUGGUUAACGCAGCCGAAUAAAUUGAAAGAAUAUAUCUUUGGAAAUACAAAAAAUAACGGUAAACAUAGCACCUUUAAAGGGGAUUAAGUGUUUGGUUUGUUUAAAAAGAGAAAAAUUUUAAUGAGAUUCCAAACUACACAUGUAUCUACAAAUCUCCGACUCAAUUUUGGCUUCAAUUGGAAUGUUUUGAGUGCUUUGCUAAUAGCAUAAACAGUUAAAGUGAAUUUUACUGCCAAAAAAGGAAACAACAUAAAAGGAAACAAACGUAACAAUCAUUGUCGUUUGUUCUUUUAAAUUUAAAAUCAACAGUAAAUGUGUGCAUUUUAGUAGUGUUAAUAACAGUUAAUUGAAAGGAGCAAAAAAAGCAAAAGUGAUCGUUUCUUGAUUUUUCAGUGUCACGACACCAACGAAUUUAUUGUCCUCUUGGAAUGCUAUCAAAUUACAACAAACUGGUCUGAGKUCAUAAUUGUGGCGAUUUCAGCACUGCACUGAAUAUUUUCGUAAGUUCUACAAAAAAAAAAAAACUCAUAAUGUGGCACUGGCUGGAAAUUGCAUUGAUAUUUCUCAUCUUUCAAGAUUACACACAAAGUUUGCGGCUGGUCGAAGUGCGAAUACCAAAUUACGUGGUUAAGGGUUCAUCAGCACAACUGGAAUGCCUCUAUGAUUUGGACGGUGAGUCGCUGUACUCGGUGAAGUGGUACAAGGACGGCAACGAAUUCUAUCGAUACGUGCCACGAGACAUGCCACCAGCACAAACGUUUCUGCUGCCGGGUGUAGCAGUUGAGCUUCACAACUCCAGCGAUGCCAUAGUUACGCUGCACAAUGUCAACCUACAGUCGGCGGGUCGCUUCCGCUGCGAAGUUUCCGGUGAAGCGCCUUCUUUUCAGACAGUCACUGAACAUGGCGAUAUGGUUGUGGUCUCUCUACCUGAUCAGGGUCCACCGAAAAUUACUGGUGGCCGUCCACGUUACCAAGUCGGCGACUGGGUGCGCGUAAACUGUACAGUUGGCCGCUCAAAGCCAGCCGUUGAUCUGUCAUGGUUCGUUAAUGGUGAACCWGUUGAACCGCGUACUUUGAGAAAAUAUCCCUCAGUUAUAUCUGGACGUGARGGCUUGGAAACUUCCAUCUUAGGCUUGCAGUUUCGGGUUGAACAGCAUCAUUUUCGGAACAGCGAUAUGAAACUAAAGUGCGUUGCUUCGCUGUCCACCUUGUAUUGGCGCAGCAACGAAGAGUCCGUCGAGGGCGAUCGCCCGCAAAAAGCGCCCGUCUUAGAGUCGCGCGAAACUGUUUACGCCAGCAAUUCGCGCGCCGAUCCAGUGCAAGGUAUGUCACUCCGGGAAAUAUUUGUUACCAAAAUCUUAUCGUUUUUCAUUCAACCAAAUGCAGCCAGCAAAACGGACUCACAUCUAGUGGCGCAUGCGCCUAGUUUGUUGCUGUUGCUGUUGGUGGCGAYGGCCGUUGCCAGCGGCUGCCUCGAACAGUUGCACAUGUGGCAACAGUUGUUCACCAAACAGCCAACGCGGCGCCUGCACGACAAUUGUAUGCAACAGCAGCAGCAACAACAACAACAACAAAAACGAAAAGAUAUCGAACAUUGCGCGCAACAGCAAAAUGAACAAGUAACGACGCAGCAAGAGCGCCAUGCACAACAACAGCGAGAGACGGAGAAACAAAUAAUGCAAUGGCAACAGCAGCAGCAACAGCAUAUAAAACGAAUUGUUGCCGGUGAAAUCAAUCAGUUGAUGAGCAGAGAAUACCAAGCUAUAAUACCACUGUUCCAAUGCCAGCGGCAGCAACAGCAACAACAACACAGCCAACACUGGCUACAACAAACAGCGGAGAAUCAAGUGUGCCGACAGCAUUGGCAUGUUAAUGAGAACAAUGAAGGCGUGGCACGGAAAUGCAAAAGCAUGUACGAAUUGAAAUUUGUUAAUUUAUGUGCGGAAAUGCUGCCGGYAUUGACAGCAAUGACAACAACAUCCGCCGCGGCGACAUAUGCCWCUUUCGCCGCCGCUCAUUGGGACGCGGAUGCAGUGGAUACCGCCGAUGUUGUCACAGCUGUCGCCGCGGCAUUGCCAAUUAAACGAUUGCUGGCUGUGAGGUAACUGCGCUGCGCAGCGGUGAAAGAAGUCUAAGCGAAAAGAAAGGCUACUCUACCAUAACUGSACUGUCGCGUCGCAGUGCUGCAGGGUGACGAGCCAUGCAACUGAGCUAUUGGCCAAAUAAAAGAACAAGCGAAAGAAGGACAAAAAUGAAAAGUUUAAAUUUAAUUUCAACAAAUUCGAAGGACAGCAGUCGAAUGGAACUGCUGCCGCUGACGCUUUGGAUUUCAAAUUACAGUUACGGCAAAAAAUUGAAAACUUCCUUUGAAACCAAUUUGCGUAAAUAAAAUGCAGUAAAUGAAAAUUAAACAAAUUAAUUAUUUCAAGCAAAAUUUUUUCAAAAAUGUGAAAUUACCAUAAUUGAAAUUAUGUAAAACAUGGAGAAUGCAAAUCAAAACUGCACGCUUUUGAGUUGAUAGUUUAUGUGUACCGGCGUGUGUGRGUGAAUGUGUUAUAAGUGUUUGUGUGUGUAUGCAAGUGUGUAAGAUCAAUUCGAAAGCAGUUAGAAACAGCAAAAAUACUUAUAAGUAUGUAUAUGUGAAUAUAAAUGAAGAGCAACUACUGAAUUUUUAUCAAAUUUAUUUAAAAUGAAUGGAAAACAUUUAAACUAGUUGUAAUUCAAUUACCAUAAAGUUAGAAUUAGACUCAAUGUCUAGUCUAAAUGAACAAUGAACAUUUACAUACAUAACAUACAAAUUACUGUUAAAUGUAAUUAGCUAGCAAAAAAAUAAAAAUUAAACAAAAAUAGAAUUGUUAUAUUUGUUAAGAGGCGGUGAAGUGCAACGAGAUGUGGACGGAGCCCCUUACGGGAAUAUGCAAAUGCUUAUUCGAAAAUUAAAAAUUUAUUUGAGGUCGCGUUGACGACACAARGAAGAUAUCUCCGACCCUUGAGAGUAGUGUCGAAUUCGAUUUGACUGAAUUUAUUAAUAAUUUCCCUACCUUGACUUAUUUGGAGGAAGCGUGAAAAUCAGCGCGCAGCUAAUAUUUGCAACAAUCUUCUGAAAACAUAUUAAAUUUGUGUGUUUCCUAGUAUCAGCCAGUCCAAAAACUGAUUAUGAUUUAAUUACACAACAUACCAUAGUAGCUAUCGUAUAUUUUAUAGAAGGUUAGCCAAAUUCGCGAAAUUUCGUAUUACUAUUUAAAUUAUUUAGAGUCUCUAAAAAGGUAUUUUAAAUUUUUUUGGCAACAAAAUAGGUCCUAUACUUUCUGAGAUACUAUGUUUGCAUUCAGACGAACUUUUCCAAACACGUGAUUUCCUCCUUCUUCACCAAACUGUCUUGAAAUAUUCGUGCUGAGUUUUGAGUUUUAAAUUUUCUAAGUUACUUUAAUAGGUAAUCGUAUAUACGUAUAACUUUUGCUAUUAAUUGUGAACUAUGACAUAGAAGAAAAAUACUAAAAACACAGCAACUUUAAUUUCCUUCCAUAAAUUGCACUUCAUACAUAUCUCUAGCCUUUUCACCAAUUUUGAUUGUAAUAGUGGAAAAAUUUCGUUUGUUAACCGUAAGGAUCCAUCUUAUGUGUGUUAAUUAUCUCAAAUAUUUAGAGGCAGGCCUUAGCUGGCUUUUAAAGACCGUAUAAAUAUAAGCGAAUAAAGGCAAACAAAAGAAGAAUAUAUGAAAUUAAUUGAAAGAUUUUUUAGUUAUCUCUUCAUUCUAAAUAAUUUUGUCUACAAUACCUUCUAUGAAUGAUUCUGUAUAUUUUUAUACUAAACUUAGCAGCAACAUAGACAUGAAAAUUUCUAAAAGUCUGUAUGGCAAUCGGUAUAUUUGCUACUCAAGGACGAUGACAUUUCAGUUGCACUUCGUCAAAUUCUUUUGAAAUUUAAAAAACGACAUUUUUGUAAAUAUAUACACACUUAUAACUACAUAUAUAUUAUAUUAUAUAUGACAGUAUAUAAUUUUAMAUAGAAAAGCAUAUACUUAGUAUAUGUGUACCACAUAUGUAUAGCUAAUAAGAAGAAAUUGAUUACAAUUUAGUACUAGCGUUAAAAAUCAAAAUCAAACUCCAUUACUGUUGACUAAUGAAAGAAAGUCUUAAACUUCAACACAAACAUAUCGAACAUUUUAUGAAUUGCCAAAGUUUUUACUAAUAUAAAUAUGCUGAUAGUGAGUAUAAUUACGAUAAUGAUGUUGAGUAGUAUAACAAACAUUUUUUGCCACGUAACAAUGUAGUGAAUAAUAUAAAUAUUUUUGGAUAAAGAGUUUAGUUUUCAAAUUUUCUUAUGUGUUUGUGAAGUAAUGAUUAAAGAUUGAACUUGGUUGGUGCAAUGUGUAUACUAUGCAAUUAUUUGAGUCGAGUAAGAAAGUACUUUCAUAAUUUAAUAGGGAAGUUUUCUUUACAACAAUAAAACAUUCCAGGACAUUUGCCAAAUCAACAGUGAUAAGUAAUAUUACA
Messenger RNA from Bactrocera latifrons, 4722 nucleotides. RefSeq lists its product as uncharacterized. Bases 757 to 2331 code for a protein of 524 amino acids. The transcript has 6 exons. NCBI's taxonomy places the organism in Eukaryota, Metazoa, Arthropoda, Insecta, Diptera, Tephritidae. The record is from RefSeq and is a predicted model, not a curated record.